AUGACAUCUAGAAAGAGACACAGGAUAAGUGUAGCGUGUGGGUUUUGUAAGAAAAGAAAGGUUAAAUGUGAUAAGGGUAAUCCGUGUUCAACUUGUCUCAAAUACGGCAAUCUGGAAUGUCAUUAUGAUAUACAUGGUGUUGAUGUUGUAAGCAACAAAGCAAUUGAUGCAGAGGAUAUUGUACAAGAUGAAUUGAAGAUUUUAAAAGCGAAGAUACGGAACCUAGAAGAAACCCUUACGACAGGUAACGAAUCUAAUAAUGAGGAUUCAUCUAAUAAUAAUAAUAUCAAAAACGUGCUAAACGAACUGCCUUUACAUCUGGAAAAUGGAAUUAAUUGCUUUGCAGGUUAUAAUCCAGUUGCAUCUCUGGAUGAUACAAUUAACUUUUAUAAAGGAUAUACAGCUGUUUUCGAUUGUGAACCUGUGAAGAGAAGAAAUUUUGGACCUUUAGCAUGGUUAUCGUUAAUUAAGGUUGAUCCCGCAUUAACUAUGCUAUGGUCAUUUAUUCAUUCGAAGAAAAUGGCAAAGCUGAGGCCUUGCGUAGUAGAUGAUAAUGCUACUUGUUCAAGCCCCGAAAAGCAGUUCAGAGAAAGAGAAAACAAUGAUACGGGAAUCAAUGAUGUCACAUUAUAUAAAGAUGCGCCUCAAAGCCAGUUAUUUACUCCAAAGCUUAUAUCGAAUUCUUCAAAUUCCAGAAAUAAGAUCAAUGAAAAGGCUAUGUCGUUAGGCCUUACUUUUUAUGAUGGAGGAAUUGAUGAAGAAUUGAAACUUAUCGAAAAGAUUGAAUUAGUGUUACCUAAUAAAAGAAUUAUUUGGAAGCUCAUUGAAAGAUUUUUUACUCACUUGUACCCAUUCUUUGCUAUCAUAGACGAACUGUACUUCAAGUCACUGAUUACUCGAUUGCUUGGACCAGAAAGUUUUGAUGAAGAAAAGGUCAGCAAAUUGAAAGUUGAAAAACGAUUAGACUUUGCCUAUUUAGGUUUGUUGUUGAUUGUAUUACGUUUAAGCUACUUGAGUUUAUUCUCAAAUAUAACUACAUUAAAUGAAGCUAAGCUAUACUCAAACGAUCCAUCACCACAAGCCCGAGAAUUCAGAUAUUUGCUAAAUAAUCCUAUCAAUAUUGAUGUGAUAGAUGUAGCUCAGCUAUGCUUGAAUCAAUUUAACUUACUAAGGAAAGCUAAUAUGGCCAUUAUGCAAUUAGCAUUCUUCACUAGGUUAUAUCAUAUGUAUGCGCCUGAAGAUGGUGAUGGGUCAGAUGGAGGUGACUCGCAAGUUUUUAUAGGUAUGUUGGUCCAAAUGGCGAUUUCAAUGGGCUUAAAUAGGGAUCCAGAUAAUUUUCCAGACAAUUUUAAGGAUGAGAAAACGAACAAUUUGGGAAGGAAAAUUUGGUAUCUUCUAUUGAUAAAUGAUAUAAAUAAUGCGAUGGCGAUGGGAUAUCCGAUGACCACCAGUAUUGAAAUAUUUGAUACAAAAGUACCUUAUUAUAAGGAUGGAAAUGCAAAUAUAAAUGAUGUCGAAUUAGAAAAAACUGUCACAUCGUCCUUCGGAAGGAUUGAAGCAUUUUAUGAGCCUAUGUCAAAAUUGCUUAAGAAGAUCUUGAAUGUGAGAGACAAUAUUAAUUUGGAAGAUUUAACGGCUUCUCUUAGUGAUUUAGAAACAAGUUACAUGAGCGAAUACUGCGAUUUAAGGAAAUCUCUAAGGAGUGAAGUUUUAUCUAAAUCAGAUGUUGUAAAAAAGACUUUGAAAAUGAAAAUUUACUUCACCUGCCAUUUUUUUCGAGUUUCUUUAUUUUUCCAUUUUUACAACUAUUACGAACGCAAAAACAAUUAUGAUUUGUCUUUUUUUUAUUUGAAGAAGAUUUUUUUGAUUACCAUACUUGAUUUGAUGCCUUUCUACAAUGAAAUUUUAGAAAGCAAUCAUUUGGUUUUUAGAAAUUCUACAGAUUUGGUUAUAACUCCAAGUUUUGAGCUGGCCAUACAUAAAUCUAUUGUGGUUAUUAUUGCAACAUUAAUCAAAGUUAAAUUGACCAUAUUAGAUUUUGAAUUAAAUUAUAACCAUGAAGAGAGAAUGGUUAACGAUUUAACAUAUAAUCUACAUUUUAAAAAACUAGAAAGGUUUUUAGAACUUCUUGAUAAAAGUUCUAAGGUAUUCCUUGAUAAUAUAUCCAGGUUGAGUAGCAGGUAUUACUUUUCUUGGAGAAUAUCUAAAGCGCAAUACUUUUUGAUGGAUACUGUGUUGUCAAAGGAGUUUUAUGAUAAAAAUAUUGGAAAUUCUAAUGCUUGUUUGAUUAAAUUCUCCAGUCCAAUGCUAGAUGAACUUAUCAAUAUUUUUGAAGAUUCCUUAGCUUCAAUUAAAGAGAAGAAAAAUAGAAAUAAACAUAGUAAUAAAACUGGGGUGCCAGAUUCGAUUCCAUCGUUCGAUAAUGAUACAAAAAAUGGUUCCACCGAUUCUACUAGCUACUACUCAGAUAAUUCCUCUAAUGAUUUUGGUACAAAUGAUUUUAUCCAAAACGUUCAGAUUGAUAGUCUAUGGUUAAAUAUGAUGUCAAUGAAGAAUGAAAAUGCAACCCCUGGAAACCAAUUCAAACACAGCCAAUCAGAUAAUGUGUCACUGGCUCCUGGAAUUGGGGAAUUCAACAAUGUUCCAAAUUAUGCAAACCUUGGCUUCAAUGAUGAUGCUAAUGGUAAUCCAGGGCUUAUGAAUAAUUCCGAGUUUGAUAUAUUUGAAACAUUUCCCUUAGAUGAAUUAUUCAAAAAUUUGAAUUAG
Debaryomyces fabryi is the source of this 2766-nucleotide messenger RNA. RefSeq names its product Zcf29p (gene ZCF29). The record is from RefSeq and is a predicted model, not a curated record. Gene Ontology annotation, biological process: DNA-templated transcription; positive regulation of transcription by RNA polymerase II. Gene Ontology annotation, molecular function: DNA-binding transcription factor activity, RNA polymerase II-specific; DNA binding; zinc ion binding. The coding region runs from base 1 to 2766 and encodes 921 amino acids. The transcript has a single exon. NCBI's taxonomy places the organism in Eukaryota, Fungi, Ascomycota, Pichiomycetes, Serinales, Debaryomycetaceae. Gene Ontology annotation, cellular component: nucleus.